Molecule: messenger RNA, 2421 nt
Organism: Pipistrellus nathusii (Nathusius's pipistrelle)
Lineage: Eukaryota; Metazoa; Chordata; Mammalia; Chiroptera; Vespertilionidae
Source: the annotation of a GenBank genome assembly
AUGGACCCGGCUUUUUACCGCGGCGACCAGUCAGAUGAUGGUGGCGCUACCCCAGUGCAGGAUGAACGGGACUCAGGGUCAGACGUUGAGGAGGAUGUAAAUGAGCAGCACUCUGGAUCAGACACGGGAAGUGUAGACCGACACUCAGAGAAUGAACCUAGUGAUCGAGAAGAUGGCCUCAACAAAACACAUCUUGUGACAGACUCUGAGAAUGAAGACCCCUCAAACCUCAAUGCUAGUGAUUCGGAAAGCGAGGAGCUUCAGAGGCAGAAGGACAGCGACUCGGAAUCUGAGGAGCAUGCAGAGCCUCCUGCAAGCGAUUCUGAAAAUGAGCGUGUCACUCGCCCUGGGAGCGACUCUGAGAGCGAGGAGACCAAGAAAGCACCUGCUAGUGACUCUGAAAACGAGGAGCUUCUUAAUGGGCGUGCAAGUGACUCAGAAAACGAAGAUGGUAGGAAGCCUCCUGCCAGCGAUUCGGAGGUUGAGGAGCUCCCCAAGAGUCCGGCUAGUGACUCCGAGACAGAGGACGCGCUAAAGCCCGCCAUCAGCGGCUCUGAGAGCGAGGAGCCGCCCACGCACCCAGCCAGUGACUCGGAAAGCGAGGAGCUUCCCAAGCCUCAAGUCAGUGACUCGGAAAGCGAGGAGCCUCAGAGGACUCAGGCCAGUGACUCCGAAAAUGAGGAGCUCCCCAAGCCCCGUGUCAGUGACUCAGAAAGUGAGGGUCCCCCAAGGCAUCAAGCCAGCGACUCCGAAAAUGAGGGGCAUCCCAAACGCCAAAUUAGUGACUCUGAGAGUGAGGACCCGCCACGGACCCAGGCCAGUGACUCUGAAAACGAAGAGCUUCCCAAACCCCGCGUCAGUGACUCUGAGAGCGAGGAGCCGCCGAAGGGGCCUGCCAGUGAUUCCGACACGGAGGAGGCCUCCCGGCACCAGCAGAAGCCAGAGUCAGAUGAGGACAGCGAUGGGGAGCCUAAGGGGGAGGAUACAGAAAUGCAGAAUAGCGCCUUCCAUUUAGAUGGCCACGGAGACAGGAAAACGUUUCACAGUUCUGACAGCGAGGAGGAAGAGCCCAAAAGGCCAAAAAUUGACAGUGAUGAAGAUGAAGAAAAAGGGGGGGAAGAGGAGAAAGCAGCAAAGCGAAAAGCUGCUGUACUCUCUGACAGUGAAGAAGAGAAAGCAUCAGCAAAGAAGAGCCGUGUUGUCUCUGAUGCUGAGGACUCUGACAGUGAUGUCAUAUCAGACAAAUCGGGCAAAAGAGAGAAGACGAUAGCCUCUGACAGUGAAGAAGAAGCUGGGAAAGAAGUAUCUGAUAAGAAAAGUGAAGAGAAGGAUCUGUUUGGGAGUGAUAGUGAGUCGGGGAAUGAAGAAGAAAAUCUUAUAGCAGACAUAUUUGGAGAAUCUGGUGAUGAAGAGGAAGAAGAAUUUACAGGUUUUAACCAAGAAGAUUUGGAAGAAGAAAAAAGUGAGACACUGGUAAAAGAAGCUGAAGAUUCAGAUUCUGAUGAUAACAUAAAGAGAGGAAAACAUAUGGACUUUCUGUCGGAUUUUGAGAUGAUGCUGCAGCGGAAAAAGAGCAUGAGCGGUAAGCGCAGACGUAACCGUGACGGCGGUACUUUUAUUAGUGAUGCAGACGAUGUGGUGAGCGCCAUGAUUGUCAAGAUGAAUGAAGCUGCUGAGGAAGACAGACAGCUGAACAAUCAAAAAAAGCCAGCACUGAAAAAAUUAACAUUAUUACCUACUGUGGUUAUGCACCUUAAAAAGCAGGACCUUAAAGAAACAUUCAUUGACAGUGGUGUGAUGUCUGCCAUCAAAGAGUGGCUCUCGCCUCUCCCCGAUAGGAGCUUGCCAGCACUAAAGAUCCGAGAGGAGCUGCUGAAGAUUCUGCAAGAGCUGCCCAGUGUGAGCCAAGAGACCCUGAAGCACAGUGGGAUCGGACGGGCAGUGAUGUAUCUCUACAAACAUCCCAAGGAGUCGCGGUCCAACAAGGACAUGGCAGGGAAACUCAUCAAUGAAUGGUCUCGGCCUAUAUUUGGUCUUACCUCAAAUUACAAAGGAAUGACGAGAGAAGAGAGGGAGCAGAGAGACCUAGAGCAAAUGCCUCAGCGACGAAGAAUGAACAGCACUGGUGGUCAGACACCCCGAAGAGACUUGGAAAAGGUGCUGACAGGAGAGGAGAAGGCCCUCAGACCUGGAGAUCCUGGAUUCUGUGCCCGCGCGAGGGUGCCAAUGCCCUCAAACAAGGACUAUGUUGUCAGGCCCAAGUGGAAUGUGGAAAUGGAGUCGUCCCGGUUUCAGGGGACCUCCAAGAAGGGUAUCAGUCGACUGGAUAAACAGAUGAGGAAGUUCACGGACAUCAGGAAAAAAAGCCGAUCUGCACACGCCGUGAAAAUCAGCAUCGAGGGCAACAAGAUGCCUUUGUGA